This is a messenger RNA of Saxophila tyrrhenica, 1170 nucleotides long. It is a transcript of the gene MRI1, whose product is annotated as S-methyl-5-thioribose-1-phosphate isomerase. Gene Ontology annotation, molecular function: S-methyl-5-thioribose-1-phosphate isomerase activity. Lineage: Eukaryota; Fungi; Ascomycota; Dothideomycetes; Mycosphaerellales; Extremaceae. The transcript has 2 exons. The record is from RefSeq and is a predicted model, not a curated record. Bases 1 to 1170 code for a protein of 389 amino acids.
AUGGUGCUCGAAGCAAUACGCUACAAGGAAGGCCAACUCCAAAUCCUCAACCAGCUGAAGCUACCGCACCAAGUAGAGUAUGACAAUGUCCGCUCUGCUGAAGAUGGCUGGCAUGCAAUCAAGGAGAUGCGGACCCGUGGCGCCCCUGCCAUUGCGAUAGUUGCGGCGCUAUCGCUUGCUGUUGAGCUCCAGACGAUUACGACGUCGGAUAACGUGGAGGAGGUGCUGGCGUUCAUCCUCGAGAAACUGGACUAUCUGGUCACCAGCCGCCCGACUGCUGUCAAUCUUUCCGAUGCUGCGAGGAAGCUGAAGCGUAUUGUUGAGAAUGCGGCGAAGCAUGACGGCAGUGACGGGGCGGCGGUGUCGAAGGCUUACUGCGAUGCGGCUGCGCAGAUGCUAACUGAUGAUGUUGCCGACAAUGAAGGCAUCGGCAAACAUGGAGCGGAAUGGAUCAUGAAGCAUUCCGAGGGAAGCAAAGUGAGCGUGCUUACACACUGCAACACAGGCUCUCUGGCCACUGCUGGCUACGGCACCGCACUAGGAGUCAUCCGCUCAUUACAUGCCCAAAGCUCUUUGCAGCGAGCCUUCUGCACGGAAACCAGGCCCUACAACCAAGGCUCCCGCCUCACAGCUUUCGAGCUCGUCCACGACAAAAUCCCAGCUACGCUCAUCACAGACUCCAUGGCCUCAGCAUUACUCCGCCUGAAAGGUCCAACGGAGAAGAUCGCAGCCAUAGUCGUUGGCGCGGACCGUGUAGCAGCCAACGGCGACACUGCGAACAAAAUCGGUACCUAUCAACUCGCCAUAACAGCAAAACACCACGGCAUCAAGUUUCUGGUGGCAGCGCCCCGGACGACGAUUGAUCUACAAACGCCGUCUGGCGACAGCAUCGUUAUCGAAGAGCGGCCGGGGAAGGAAGUAACCAUGAUCAAAGGGCCACGAUUCGACGGAGUGGAUGUUGAUGUCAACAGUACGGAGGUUGUGAGUAUUGCUGCCAGCGGAAUCGACGUCUGGAACCCUGCUUUCGAUGUUACGCCUGCCAGUCUGAUAGAUGGCAUCGUCACUGAAAUUGGCGUGGUGGAGAAGGGGGAGGAUGGGAAGUUUGAUCUGACUUUGGCGAUGGAAGCACAGAACGAGGGUAUUAAACCGACGAGCGUGGGAGGGCUGUGA